Williopsis jadinii is the source of this 840-nucleotide messenger RNA. RefSeq names its product ureidoglycolate hydrolase (gene DAL3). The transcript is spliced from 2 exons. Gene Ontology annotation, biological process: allantoin catabolic process. The record is from RefSeq and is a predicted model, not a curated record. Bases 152 to 760 code for a protein of 202 amino acids. Gene Ontology annotation, molecular function: ureidoglycolate hydrolase activity; ureidoglycolate lyase activity. NCBI's taxonomy places the organism in Eukaryota, Fungi, Ascomycota, Saccharomycetes, Phaffomycetales, Wickerhamomycetaceae.
AAUGGGGAGUGGUGAUUGUAGCUGCUUAUCUCUGGGGAUGCCGGAGAUGUCCGCUUGAAAACUUCAACAUCAGAUUGAUUUAUGAAAGAAGGGGGAAAAAGAAGUCAAUCACUCCCUCCUCAUAAGCCCAGUGAUUGUACACCAGGAGAAUAUGCCGUUGAAAGAGUACAAAACAUCACAAACGAUCCGUUGUAAGCCUUUGACCCCGGAAGGUUUUGGACCAUUUGGUACUUGUAUAUCAGCGAGAGAGCAAUUGGGCUCUUCUGAUAAGUCCAGUGCAAACUACGGCACCGCAGUGAAGCUACACAAGGUCUCCAAGAUUGAGAAUCUAUUCGCAAAUGCACCAUCUGGCACUGAAGCGACACCGAACUGGAACAUAUUCAGAUGUUCGCCUCCGAAUCACCUGCUCCAAGAUAUAGACGGGGAGCUGCACUACACUGCAAAGGUUCUCGAGAGACAUCCCUUCAGCUCCCAGACUUUCAUACCAAUGGGCGUUGAUAAAGGCAACGAAAACGCAUACGUCGUGAUCUGUGGGCAUAAGGACGAUGAGGCAAUGCCCAUCACAGACCAAGUCGAGGCGUUCAUCUGUAGAGGAGACCAAGCAGUGACCUACGCACCCGGAACAUGGCACGCCCCAAUGAUUUCACUCGUCGACAAUCUGGACUUUGCGGUGAUGAUCCAUGAGAACGGUGUAGCUGACGAGGACUGCCAGGAGUGUUACUAUGCACCUGGCUAUGACGUUGUGAUUGGGAGAAGCUGAAGGCUUAAGCCAACAGGGCCGAGACGAAAUUUCCAGCUCAUCGCCAUACAUAGAAAAAAAAAUUUAAAGCCAAAAAAAAG